AUGAGAAGAGCGGAUUUCAAAAAUUCAAAUCUCAAACUCACCACCCUUCAUCCCCGCUCUCACACCUUUCAUACACACACACACACACACAGAGAAAGAGAGGAAGGAACUUUCAGAAGCGGAUCUGUGACUGAAAAUGUCUAUGCGCCACGAGAAAGAAAAGGGCGUCAACGUCCAGGUCCUCCUCCGUUGCAGGCCGUUCAGCGACGAAGAGUUACGGAGCAACGCACCGCAAGUUGUGACUUGCAAUGAUUACAGUCGAGAAGUCGCCGUCUCUCAGAGUAUCGCCGGCAAGCACAUCGAUAGGGUUUUCACCUUCGAUAAGGUUUUUGGUCCUUCUGCUAGGCAAAAGGAUCUUUAUGAACAAGCUGUUACUCCGAUAGUUAAUGAAGUUCUUGAGGGGUUUAAUUGUACUAUUUUUGCGUAUGGUCAAACUGGUACAGGGAAAACCUACACUAUGGAAGGGGAGUGCAAAAGGGCCAAGAGUGGUCCCAAUGGAGAGUUACCUCCGGAAGCUGGAGUCAUUCCCAGGGCUGUCAAGCAGAUUUUUGACACACUUGAGGGCCAGAAUGCGGAGUAUAGUGUGAAGGUCACCUUUUUGGAACUGUAUAAUGAAGAGAUCACCGAUUUGCUUGCCCCGGAGGAGAUUUCUAAGGUUUCUUUGGAGGAGAAGCAGAAAAAACAGCUGCCUCUCAUGGAGGAUGGUAAAGGUGGAGUUCUUGUAAGGGGAUUGGAGGAAGAGAUUGUGACAAGUGCUAGUGAGAUUUUUACGCUUCUGGAGAGAGGGUCUGCUAAACGACGGACUGCUGAAACUUUGUUGAACAAGCAGUCAAGUCGGUCACAUUCGUUGUUUUCAAUUACAAUCCAUAUCAAGGAAGCAACCCCGGAAGGAGAAGAACUAAUUAAAUGCGGUAAACUUAAUUUGGUUGAUCUGGCUGGGUCAGAGAAUAUAUCUCGUUCUGGUGCCAGGGAGGGCCGUGCAAGGGAAGCUGGGGAAAUUAACAAAAGUUUGCUUACUUUAGGACGAGUAAUCAAUGCAUUAGUGGAGCACCUUGGUCACAUCCCUUACAGGGAUAGUAAGUUAACUCGCUUACUGCGUGAUUCACUCGGGGGAAGAACCAAGACAUGCAUCAUUGCAACAGUGUCUCCUGCAGUUCAUUGCUUAGAGGAAACUUUGAGCACGCUGGAUUAUGCACACAGGGCAAAACACAUAAAAAAUAAGCCUGAGGUUAACCAAAAAAUGAUGAAAUCAACACUUAUCAAAGACCUUUAUGGUGAAAUUGAACGUCUUAAAGCAGAGGUUUAUGCUACGCGUGAGAAAAAUGGUGUCUAUAUUCCAAAGGAAAGAUUCUAUCAGGAGGAGAGUGAAAAGAAGGCUAUGUCAGAUCAAAUUGAACAGAUGGGGCUCACAAUAGAAACGCAACAAAAGCAACUUGAGGAUUUGCAAAACAAAUUAGUCGACCAAAUUCAACAGUGUUCCGAUUUGAGCAACAAACUCGAUAGUACCGAGAAAAACUUGAACAAGACUAGCAAAUUGCUUGCCAACAGAGAGGAAGAAUUAAAAAAAUGUCAGUACACUUUGAAAGAGAAAGACUUCAUCAUUUCUGAGCAGAGAAAAGCAGAAAAUGCACUGCAUCAUCAAGCAUGUGUUUUACGUGCUGAUUUGGAGAAAUCUCUUCAGGAUAAUGCUUCGUUAUUUUUGAAAAUUGGCAGAGAAGAUAAGUUGAACUCAAAUAACAGAACUGUAGUGAACAAUUACCAGGCGGAGCUCGCUCAGCAAGUUGGUUCUCUUUGCAGCACUGUUGCAACGUCAUUGUCUGAACAGAAUGAACAUCUGGAAGGUGUGAAGAAGCUCUGUCAUUCGUUUUUGGACGUUCAUGAUAAGGCCGUUGUUGAUUUUAAAAAGAAAGUGACAUCUCUGAGGUCCUUGUAUAUAUCUCAUAUCGAGGCAGUACAAAAUGUCGUGCGCUUGCAUAAAGCGAACUCUGAUGCUGCCUUUGAGGAACUUACUUCUGUUAUAUCCUCCAAUGGCGAUUCAAUAGAAAAAUUUCUUGCAUCCGAGGCUACCGAAGCUGGUUCAAUAUUUGAUGAUCUUCAGGGUUCCCUUUCAACUCAGCAGGGUGAAUUGGCAGUUUUUGCGAGCGAGUUACGAAAUAAAUUCAAUCUCAGCAUUGAACAAAUAAAGGAUAUCUCCGAGCGCUCUCAAGAAUUUGUGGAUAAGCUUUUUGAAGAAUCAAAAAAGCUUGAAGACUACGCUUCACAGGCUGACCAAGUGCAAAUGAAGAGCAUUGAUGAGUUUAAAAAAGCUUACGAGGAGCAAUCAAAAUCAGAUACAGAGAAACUUAUUGCUAAUAUGACUACUUUAGUUUCUGAUCACAUUCGGCGACAAAUGGAUCUGGUAGACUCAAAGCUUGUUGAUCUUAGGGAAAGCGGAAUGAAGAACAAGUCCUUCUUGGAUGGACAUUUGUCUUCAAUGGGAGAUAUUGUUACCAAUGCUAAAAGGAAAUGGCAGGCCUUUUGCGUUCAAGCAGAAAAAGAUGCAAAAGACACUUCGGAUUUUUCUGCUGCUAGGCAUUGCCGUAUGGAGGUGCUCAUGCAGCAGAGUUUUAAGACUGCUAAGUCGGCUUUUGAGCAUACAAAGAGGACACAUGAUGCUGUGAAUGAGAUGGGGACCAAACAUAUUUCGGCAACAGAAUCAAUUGUCAGGAAUGCUACUGAUGGCAAUGAGCAACAUGUCGUUGAGGUCAAUUGUGCACGAAUUUCAGCAGAAGAAGAUGUGGCAAAGAAUAGUGAGGAGCUUAUUGAGCAGUUUGAUGUCACUUCAGCACAGGAACGGGAUUCCAUAUCUGGCGUAUUAAAUGUGGUGAGAACUCAUGCAAAUACACUUGAGACGCUACGAGAGGAUCACGAUGGCCAAGCUGCUUCGAUUGAACACAGAGCAAGCGAAACUUUUCAACAGCAAUUCAGGGAUUAUGAACCUACCGGUACAACACCAAUAAGAUGUGAAGCUGAUGUUCCGACAAAGGGGACAAUAGAGUCUCUUCGAUCCUUGCCAAUGGAAUCCCUGCUUGAGGAAUUCCGGGAAAACAACCCAUUCGAAUCUUCUGAUGUAAAGGAGUUGAAACCAUCUCUUAUUCCACGUUCGCCUCUUACUCAACUGAACUAAAUGGUGGUAUAGUAUAAGCUUGCACGGUUGGGUCCUUCAUUGUUACAAAUUUGUAUUUCUAUUGUAACAUCACAUUGCUUUUGUUAGCCAUAAUUGUUCAAAGAAUGCAUCCUUGGAGGAUAGGAUUGUAAUGUGAUAUUUAGAGCAAUGUACUCUGUAAAUCCCACCUUGGGAUGAAGUAUAGGUUAAAAUAAUGUUUAAUUUUAAGUAAGGCUCUCGCUUUUGUUUAAGUUU
Messenger RNA from Vigna angularis (adzuki bean), 3400 nucleotides. RefSeq names its product kinesin-like protein KIN-5C. The transcript has 23 exons. Gene Ontology annotation, molecular function: plus-end-directed microtubule motor activity; ATP binding; microtubule binding. Lineage: Eukaryota; Viridiplantae; Streptophyta; Magnoliopsida; Fabales; Fabaceae. Gene Ontology annotation, biological process: microtubule-based movement. The coding region runs from base 137 to 3166 and encodes 1009 amino acids. The record is from RefSeq and is a predicted model, not a curated record.